Brassica napus (rape) is the source of this 1510-nucleotide messenger RNA. Its product is annotated as 3-oxo-Delta(4,5)-steroid 5-beta-reductase-like. The record is from RefSeq and is a predicted model, not a curated record. The coding region runs from base 169 to 1341 and encodes 390 amino acids. NCBI's taxonomy places the organism in Eukaryota, Viridiplantae, Streptophyta, Magnoliopsida, Brassicales, Brassicaceae. The transcript has 2 exons.
GACCAACUUUAGUCGGCAAGUACACGUUUAAACUUUUAUAAUAUAAAUACUUUUUAUUUACAAAAUAAAAGGCUAAAAGACAAACCCCACACGGUUCUGUCGAGUCUACAACACCAUCCCUCACCUUCUUGUCUUUCUUACUUCUCUUAUCACCGAUCUGAUCGAGAAAUGAGUUGGUGGUGGGCAGGCGCCAUCGGAGCUGCCAAGAAAAAGUUCGACGAAGAUGAGCCAACGCAAACCUACGAGAGCGUCGCGCUCAUCAUCGGCGUCACGGGCAUCGUCGGAAACAGCCUAGCGGAGAUUCUUCCUCUCUCCGACACACCCGGCGGUCCGUGGAAAGUCUACGGCGUCGCUCGCCGUCCUCGUCCCACCUGGAACGCCGAUCAUCCCAUCGAUUACAUCCAGUGCGAUGUCUCCGACGAAGAAGACGCGAGAUCCAAGCUUUCGCCUUUAAAAGACGUCACGCACGUGUUCUACGUCACGUGGACCAACCGCUCCUCGGAGGUGGACAACUGUAAGGUCAACGGCUCUAUGCUCCGUAACGUCCUCCGCGCGGUUGUCCCAAACGCGCCGAAUCUCCGGCACGUUUGUCUCCAGACCGGGACGAAGCACUACCUCGGCCCUUUCGAUAGUGUUGGCAAAGAUGUUGAUCGUCACGAGGCGCCUUUCACGGAGGAGAUGCCGAGGUUGAAGAUCGAGAACUUUUACUACACUCUUGAGGACGUUCUGUCUGAAGAGAUUAAGACGAAAGAGAGUGUGACUUGGUCUGUGCAUAGACCAAACACUAUCUUUGGUUUCUCUCCGUAUAGCUUGAUGAACAUUGUGGGGACUCUCUGCGUCUACGCAGCCAUCUGCAAGCACGAAGGGUCUAAGUUAGUUUUCCCGGGGAGCAAGGAGGCGUGGGAAGGUUUCACGACGGCGUCAGACGCUGAUCUGGUCGCUGAGCAGCAGAUUUGGGCUGCGGUUGAUCCUUACGCCAAGAACGAGGCGUUUAACUGCAGCAACGCUGAUGUUUUCAAGUGGAAGCAUCUGUGGAAGAUUCUUGCUGAGCAGUUUGGGAUUGAGGAGUAUGGGUUCGAGGAAGGGAAGAACGUGGGGUUGGUGGAGAUGAUGAAAGGGAAAGAGAGUGUGUGGGAGGAGAUGGUGAAGGAGAAUCAGUUGCAGGAGAAGAAGCUUGAUGAGGUUGGUGUGUGGUGGUUUGCUGAUGUUGUGCUUGGUGUUGACGGGAUGAUUGAUAGUAUGAACAAGAGCAAAGAGUAUGGCUUUCUUGGUUUCAGGAACUCUAACAACUCUUUCAUCUCUUGGAUUGAUAAGUACAAGGCUUUCAAGAUUGUGCCUUGAUUCAUCUUCUACAUAGCAUACACUUGGAUGUUUAUUUCUCUUGUUUCUUCUUUGUUUCAUGUCUAUGUUUCUCCCAAAAUCUCAGUUCUGUGUUGUCUGUUUUUGAAUAUUCCUUUUCUAGUCUUGUAAACCCUUUGUCACUCUUUUGAAAUUCUACUAUUUUGGAACA